CACUGCCAAGUCCGUGCCAUUAGAGACAGAAUGGAAACGGUGCUGCGGCAGCUGACCCGUGGGAACGCUCUGUUCCUUAUCAUUAUUUUGGGAAUUGGAGGAAGCUUUCAAUCUGGAUACCACAUCACUGGCCUGAGUUCUCCCUCACCGUACAUAAAGCGCUUCAUCAACAGCAGCUGGUAUGAGAGAUAUGAAGAGCCUCCACCUGAAGCGACAGUCACAAUCAUCUGGUCUCUUAUUGUCUCCAUGUACGCCGUUGGGGGACUGUUUGGCGCUGUCAGUGUCAAAUUUAUCUCAGACAUGCUUGGACGAAAAAGGGUGAUGAUCUGCAACAGCUUUAUUGCCAUUGUUGCAGCAGGGAUCAUGCUGACAAGUAAAGGGGCCAAAUCCUAUGAAAUGAUCAUUGUGGCAAGAAUCCUGCAUGGCUACUCAGCAGGUUUGGGAGUGAGCGCCCAUUUGAUGUACCUUGGUGAGAUUUCACCCAGGAAGAUAAGAGGCGUUGUGACUCUAACCUCAGCGACGUUUACGUCACUUGGCAAACUCUCUGGACAGUUUUUUGGACUGAGUGAGAUCCUUGGUCGCGAGGAGCUGUGGAACGUCGUCCUCUGUGUCCCUGCAUGUUUCUCUGUGGUUCAGAUUAUAGCAUUGCCUUUUCUUCCUGAGGCUCCCAGGUACCUGUUCAUAGAGAAAGGUGAUGUUAAAGCUUGUCAUAAAGCUCUCCAGAGUCUGUGGGGUCAAGGUGACUUCAAACAGGAGAUGGAUGAGAUGCUGGCUGAGCAGGUAGCAAUUGAAGCAGCCCCACCCACAAGCUCUCUGCAGCUCCUGAGGGACAGGACUGUCCGAUGGCAGCUUCUCAGCAUGUCCAUGAUCUACUGCUGCAAUCAGUUAUCAGGCAUGUCUGCGAUCAGUACUUUUUCUUUUGACAUCUUUCUGAAGGCGGGUAUACCGAGAGACAACAUCCGCUAUGUCACUCUUGGUCUCGGAGUGUCUGAAAUCCUCACCUCAAUCUCCUGUGGUCUGCUGAUUGAGCAGACAGGCAGGAGGCCAUUGUUCUGGGGGGGUUAUGGUGUCAUGUCUGCUUGCUGGGUGUUGGUCACUCUCACACUCAACCUGAAGGAUUCCAGCUAUUGGGUUCCUUAUAUUGCCGCUGGUUUGAUCAUCGUCUUCAUCAUCUUCUUCUGCGGAGGACCAGCGGGAGCAACAGCUACUCUCAACAGUGAGAUUUUCAUCCAGUCCAAUCGAAUGGCAUCAUUAGUCCUAAUGGGGAUCCAGCGCUGGUCUUUAUUCGCUGUGCUGGGCCUAGUCUUCCCAUUCCUUAUUAAUGCUCUGGACUCGUAUUGCUUUGUGAUCUUCGCCUGUAUGUGUCUGCUGGGUUGUCUUUACACCUUCUUCAUCUUGCCUGAGACUAAAGGAAAGACCCUGCUGGAGAUCGCAGAAGAGUUUAAAGCCAUCACUGUCUGUGGAAAAUCCUUCAUAGAGAAACAGAAAUUAGAAACCAAGUUAUGA
Molecule: messenger RNA, 1506 nt
Organism: Scomber scombrus (Atlantic mackerel)
Lineage: Eukaryota; Metazoa; Chordata; Actinopteri; Scombriformes; Scombridae
Gene: slc2a9l1
Product: solute carrier family 2 member 9, like 1
Exons: 13
Coding region: 31-1506 (491 amino acids)
Biological process (GO): monosaccharide transmembrane transport
Cellular component (GO): membrane
Molecular function (GO): hexose transmembrane transporter activity
Source: RefSeq, a predicted model, not a curated record